Messenger RNA from Papilio polytes (common Mormon), 1107 nucleotides. RefSeq lists its product as uncharacterized. Gene Ontology annotation, cellular component: plasma membrane. The record is from RefSeq and is a predicted model, not a curated record. The coding region runs from base 1 to 1107 and encodes 368 amino acids. Gene Ontology annotation, molecular function: odorant binding; olfactory receptor activity. The transcript has 6 exons. Gene Ontology annotation, biological process: detection of chemical stimulus involved in sensory perception of smell; sensory perception of smell. NCBI's taxonomy places the organism in Eukaryota, Metazoa, Arthropoda, Insecta, Lepidoptera, Papilionidae.
AUGGAGUUUAGUUUGAGAAAAUUUAUAAGAAAGUACACAAAAACAGUUGGAAAAUGGUCAGAAAUCGAUGAAAUAGUGAUCUCAGCUUUAUUUAUCCAGAGAAUAUUCGGACAACAGUUACUAGAUCCUAAAUGGAUGUGGAAUAAAUUUUACAAACAUCUCGCAGAAGCCUCUUAUACUUUAAUUAUAAUGUCUCAUUUCGCUUUAAAACUCCUACUUUACAUUAACAAUAGAAAUAUAUUCCGUUUAUUACAUUUGACUGCUAAAACAUUAAUUCUGGAUAUAAUUAAACUAGAUUCAGAGAAGAAAUUGAAGAAUGUUCUUAAGAUUGCUUCAAGGGUGGUUAAGACAUUUUUAUUUGUUAUAAUUCUUAUCCCAGUUUCUAUCUACCAAUUUACAACACUUUGGAACUAUGUUAAUGGACAGAGAACUAUGUUAUCAAGGUCGACAGCACCGCUUAUGCCUAUGACGACUCCUUAUUAUGAAAUAUCUUGGAUUUUACAUUCGUUCUUUUUAUUGGAAGUUUCGACAACAUUAAUAUUGGAUAUGUGGUUUGUUUUACUAACCUUUUUUCUAUGUAAAGCAAAUGAGAGUUUAAUAAAAAUAUUGAACGUAAAGAAAAGAGGAGACGAAAAUGUUGCAUCGUAUUCUACACGUUUAUCUGAAGCGUUGCGUCGAUUCCACGAAAUUCAUGUUAAACUUAACGGCUACUUAAUAGAAUUAAGAAAAAUGUACAAAUGGCUUUCAUUAGUGCCUCUUAGCAAUGCAGUUUUGUGCACUUGUCUCAGCUUGUUAAUAAUGAGCAAGGAAAUAAACUGGAGAUUCGCACCGCAUAUGAUGCCGAUGUUUGCUGAAAUAUUUACAUACAAUUGGUUCGGAGAACAGUUAAAAACAAAGGUGACAGAUAUAAACAAUGCAAUACUUAACUUUGAUUGGACAGGUUUAAAUAUGAAAGAUAAAAAGCGUUACUAUAUAAUAUUAAUUUGUACACAAAAUGGAUUUGGUAUUAAAACGGCUGUUGGGAAUCAGUUGUCUCUGAUUACUAUGACAACAGUGGCGAAAGUAAUUUAUCAAGCAUUCGCUGUGUUAAAAACUGUCGAUAGUUAA